GCGGCUUAUCUUGGGAAAUCCCGGCGGCCAAUCACAGCCGCACAUUUGCUUGCCCCGCCCCUCCAUCAUCGCCAUUCGCCAGCCAGUCAGUCCCUACUGUACCAUCACUCCCUCAGCUAGCUCUCCGAUCCGUCCACCACCACCAGCAGCGAGUACGGACAAGACCAAUAAUGGCGCUGCGCAUACCCACCAUCUCCUCGUCCCACGGGCUGGCCUCCUCGCCGGCGCCGACGUGCCGGCCGGCUGUCUUCUUGGCGGUUGGCAGCAGCAGCAGCUGGGCGGCGGGAGCCCAGCAGAAGAGGAGCCUGCUGCUGGCGACGACGACGACGACGGCCUCCGAGACGAGGGGAGCUGGAGUCCUCGCGCCGGUGAGGUCGAGCGGGAUCGAGACGUCGACCUCGGUGGGAGCUGAGGCCGUCACCGGGCAGGUCACGGAGGUCAACAAGGACACCUUCUGGCCCAUCGUCGAGGCCGCCGGCGACAAGGUCGUCGUCCUCGACAUGUACACCGAAUGGUGCGGGCCUUGCAAAGUGAUGGCUCCCAAGUUCCAGGAGAUGUCUGAGAAGAACCUGGAUGUUGUCUUCCUCAAGCUCGACUGCAACCAGGACAACAAGCCGCUUGCAAAGGAGCUGGGAAUAAAGGUUGUGCCAACGUUCAAGAUCCUCAAGGGUGGGAAGGUCGUCAAGGAGGUGACCGGCGCCAAGAUCGAGGAGCUAGCGCAUGCCAUCGACACACUCAAGUCAGGCUGAUCUCACAAGAACAAAGCAAAAUGGCCUCAGCUAGCUAGCUCAUCAAAGCAAGAUCGAUCCAUCCAUACAUGUGGGCGAAUGAACUAGCUAGCUAGCGCGUACUUGAUGUGGUACUAGUGUAGUGUAGCCACCACACACGUACUGCACAUCCCUUUUGUGGGAGUAGAUACAUGCAUGCAGAAACACAUCAAGCUAUUCUAGUUCUUCUGCUUAUGAUUUAUCGAUCGCGAUCGGUCAUCAGGACCGGCAAAUACACAAUUAUUCAUUGUUAUAUUGGAUGGAGUGCUAUGCUAGCUCGUUGUAAAUAACCAUCAUCAGGUUAUCAUCUUCUCUCUCUUGUCUAGCUGCUUCAGAGAGUUCAGAGCA
Molecule: messenger RNA, 1115 nt
Organism: Sorghum bicolor (sorghum)
Lineage: Eukaryota; Viridiplantae; Streptophyta; Magnoliopsida; Poales; Poaceae
Product: thioredoxin F, chloroplastic-like
Exons: 3
Coding region: 171-749 (192 amino acids)
Source: RefSeq, a predicted model, not a curated record